GAUUAUGUGCAGCAAACAAAAAGUGUGUAUGUGGGUGCCACUCAGCCAGUGUAUCGGCCCCAUCUGCACGCCUCUCUGCGCUCGCGAAUCAUAAGACGGUCGGCAACACUGUCACUUUCAACAGACGGGGAAAUGUACUGACUGCACGGACUUCAUCGGAGCCGCUGAAUGCAUACUUGAAGAUAUACUGACGGCAAUUGUGAAAUUUUGUGGAUUAUUUUAUCCUAGUACCAUGGAGUGAGACUGCGACCCCACAGCUACAAAAGGAGAGGAUCGUGAAAGGAUUAAGGGCAAAAUUCACACUAAGGCUUUUAUGGAUGAAGGGAACUUGAAGCAUUUGUGUCUUGAUAAUAGCCUACCAUCGAGAGCCGGACGUGUCCAUUUGAAAUAGCCUAGCAUCCUCAUCAUAAUUAAAUAGUCAUUUAAACGCUUUGCAGAAUAAAAUAUUUUUUCAUAUUUUCACAAUUUCAACCUAUUUUGUAUUAGGCGCGUCAGUGUCUUAUACUUUAUUCGAGCAAGAAAUACGAAGUAGCCUAAAAAUAAAUAAAUAAAUAAAUAAACCGGUCUGCUUAAUACCGCAGCCUGUUGAAAAACUGUAAACGAAUUUGUAAAUUUAAUAGCCUAUGUUUUUAAUAAACGUCUCUUGCAAAAUUGAACACAAUUCGAGCUGCCUUUUACCUUAAGCUACACAACUAUCUGCAGUAACAACAUUUCCAUCCACUCUUGUCGUUAUAUAGAAAUAAUUUUCACAGGAUUUUUCUUUUUGACCUCAUCAGAAAGCUGGGUAAUCAAGUGAAAUCCCAGCAAUAUGUCCCAGCCAUACCACUGUUAUUAUCUGUUAAAACUAUAAUAAAACUAUUUAAAAACAUACAUUAACAAUAUGGAAUAUAUAUGAAAUAUUUCCCCAUUGUUUUUAAAUGCUACUAAAAACGUUCUUGUGUUUAACAAGUUACACGACUAAACUCAAAUUUGCGUGUAACAAAAUAGCUACGAGAGAUUCAGCUCAUUUGUAAAUGUGCAUUAGGGGUUUGGGGAAGAAAAAAUAAUUAACUCCGCGUGCUGCCUUAAUUAAAGUCUCAAAAGGAAAGUGGUGGAUUAUGGUAAUAAGGAGACAUACGUUCAUUCUUUUAGAAUGGAGCUAAAGGUUAGCUGACGUGAAAUCAGUGACUUUGACAGUGUUACUGAAUCCAUUCGAUAUGGUCCCCGAUUGUAAAAUAGACCGAACGGUCUCAUAAAGGCAGAUAUUCAUCGCUGUCAAAAGCAUGUAAAAUAUUUCCGACAAGUGGAAGAUAAAUCUGAAAAUACGCAUUGAGAGUUACUAAUGUAAUACUGCCACAGUCACGCUUUGAAAUCGAAUUAAUGCGUUGUAAGAAAUAACAUUCUAUUCUUCGAUUACUUUCUCUCCUUUUAUUAAUUUACAGAAUUAAUAAAAAAAUUGUUUCUUCAUGUUUAUAUUUUAUAAUAUAGAUUAUAGCUUAAAUAGCAUACAGCAUCAAAAAUAAUAAUAGGCUACUAUAAAAUGUCAACAAUAAGCCUAAUUUAUCAAUCGAACAGAAAUAGCUUUAAAAAAAAAAAAAUCAAUGCCACGGGCCUAAAUGUAAAGUAGACUCCGUACAUGGAGAUUGUAUUAAAUUCACUUAGAACUCCAAAUCAGAACUGGGAAAAUGUUUUAAAUAUUUACAUACUUUUUAUAAUUGAGAAAUAGUGAUUUGGUUUUUAUUAUUAUUAUUGUUUAUUAUUAUUAUUAUUUUACAGCAAAUGAUGGAGGAAUCCAGUUCGCAGCGACUGUGCUGGGAUGGCGACGCGAAAGCGAUGCAGCAGUGUUUAACGGAUAUAUUUACCAGCGUCUACACCACCUGUGACAUUCCGGAAAAUGCCAUUUUUGGCCCAUGUGUUCUGAGUCACACUUCACUGUAUGACAGCAUCGCCUUUAUCGCUCUCAAGUCCACAGACAAACGAACGGCGCCUUACAUAUUCAGGGUGGACACGUCAGCUGCCAACAGUUCCUCAGAAGGCCUGAUGUGGCUGAGGCUGGUUCAGUCGGCGAGAGACAGAGAUGAACAGAACCUAGAGGCCUAUGUGAAGAACGGCCAGCUUUUCUACAGAUCACUGAGGAGAAUAGAGAAGGAUGAAGAGCUGCUGGUGUGGUAUGGCAAGGAUCUCGUUGAGCUCCUGCUGCUGAGCUCAGGCAGAAAUCAAGCCAAAAGUAAAGGAACAUCGCCCUUUUUGUGCCCAGACUGUAGCCAGCGCUUCCAGUUUGAAUUUCCCUUUUUGGCUCAUCUAAGAUUCCGCUGUACAAAGAGACUACAAAGCAUGGCCAGCCCAGAGGAGGAGGCCACUGACGCAAGUGACCAGGCUAGUCUACCUCCUGCCAGAUCCAGUCCCAAACUGGGCCGAUCUGAUGGCUUCUCCAAUCCACAGGAAGGAAAGCCAUCCACAGACUUCCAUAAUCUAGCCAGGGAUUUGGAGAAUAACAGAACCAGUCCGCCGAGCGACAAAGAGGCCGAGAUCCUGAGCGAAAAUUCUGGAAAGCGCAAGUUCUCUGACAUGGAGGACAGCAGGAACAGUGGAUUAUCUCAGCCUCCCAAGUCCAAAGAGGAGUUGGCCAACUCGGCACAGCAGUACCGUGGAGCGUAUGGUCUGGACGAGAGCAGGCGGGCUUUCUCACCCUCUGUUUCAGAGUCGACGGAAACCAAGAGGAGCGCCUUCACAGAGGUCAAGAAGUCACCUCAGAGCUUGAAGCACAGCAGUAAAAACUCCAGCUCCAACUCGGAGAACAAGGAGGCUGGUCGGCCCAACAGCAACCCGGCUGAAAAGCACCUCAACAUCAGACAGGUUCUCAGUGAGACUCAGCCCCCACAGUCCCGAAUGGAGACCUCGUCAAUUGGCAGCGCUUUCACUUCGGUGCCCCAGCAGGGUGGUGGAGGCUCGGAGAGAAAGAGUGCCUUUAGCCAGCCGUCUCGCACCUUCUCACAGCUAUCACCUCUUGUCAUGGCACCCAAGCUUCUGCCAGCAGUGGACUGCCAUCCUGCGGUGGGCGACACUGUCUCUUCCAAUAGACUCUACCAGGCAGACCACCUCGCCGCAAAGCUCCAAGGCUCAGAACUAGGCAGCAACUGUCCUGUGCCGGGUGGCAUUGCAAAACAGAACCCUUUCCUAUACACCACAGCCUUCUGGCCCAAGACCUCAGGCCCCAUCCAGCUGCAAAUGCCCUCUGCUCUCACGCUUCUGCCCCCUUCUUUUACUUCACUUUGUCUGCCUGCCCAGAACUGGUGUGCCAAAUGCAACGCCUCCUUCCGCAUGACCUCUGACCUGGUCUACCACAUGCGCUCGCACCACAAAAAGGAGUAUGCCAUGGAACCUCUUGUUAAAAGAAGGAGAGAAGAAAAGUUAAAGUGUCCAAUCUGUAAUGAGUCUUUCAGGGAGCGGCACCACCUUUCACGGCACAUGACCUCUCACAACUGAAUUUUUGAGGAUUUAUUUGUUUUUCUUUCUUUCCUUCCUCCUUUCUUUUUUCUUGCAUUUUUUUUAUCAAAAGGGAAUAAGGUUAAUCUGGAGGAGUAAUGCCAACGCGUUUGCUCUCAUUUUCAAAAGACAUUACUGUUUGAAUGGUUUGAUUUCUUCAAAAGUCAUGUUUUGUGUAUGAAGAUGCAUUUUGACUAAAAAACCUAAAAUAUAUUUAUUAUAUGAAGCACUUAUUUGAAAAAAGUGGACAAUAAUAAUGUAAGUGUACCUUGGAUUUUGUAUAUAUUAAUGUAUAAUGUAUAUAAAUCAAUUAAGAUGCAGAUCAUUUCAUUGAGAGUUAUUCAAUGACAUGUUAUGUCUAUAUGCAUAAGGAUACUUAACAUUGGGAACAUGAUGUUGAAGUGUAUUUAAGAGUGCAUGUAAAUUAUAGUUAUUGGUAUAAUAUGCAGUCUAUUCAAAACAAUGUAAAUACCUGUUUUGUUUGAAUACAAAGUGUAAUAUUUUGUGUCUGUGAGAAAUAGAUUCAGUGUUUCUUCCUUUUGCUGAAAUUUACUAUUUGAUAGUUUAUCUAAUCAUGUUGAAUGCUUUGACAAUAAAAUAGCUUUAUUUUCA
Cyprinus carpio (common carp) is the source of this 4077-nucleotide messenger RNA. Its product is annotated as PR domain zinc finger protein 8-like. Gene Ontology annotation, molecular function: protein binding. Lineage: Eukaryota; Metazoa; Chordata; Actinopteri; Cypriniformes; Cyprinidae. Gene Ontology annotation, cellular component: nucleus. Gene Ontology annotation, biological process: regulation of DNA-templated transcription. The record is from RefSeq and is a predicted model, not a curated record.